Molecule: messenger RNA, 867 nt
Organism: Ogataea philodendri
Lineage: Eukaryota; Fungi; Ascomycota; Pichiomycetes; Pichiales; Pichiaceae
Exons: 1
Coding region: 1-867 (288 amino acids)
Source: RefSeq, a predicted model, not a curated record
AUGAACACUGACCUCGAUUUUUGGCAAUUUCGCAAGUUGCAUGAUAAAAACGACACCCUGCUGGACAAAGUUGAGAAACAAUUGUUUAGAUAUGCUCUUCCGAAUCUGCCACUGUGGGGGCCCCUUGCUCCUGCGCACGACUGCACCAAUCUGCGUGCAUUGAUGGGUUUUGCUCAGUCGUAUGUGGGGCUAUCUCUGAUCAUGAGGAUUGGGGGGUUGAAAGGGCUGCCUGUCUUGCGUCGAGUGACUUCGUCGUUUGUGCGCAUAGUGGUUGGCUGUGGGUUUAUCUACGGGGGUUCGACAGAGUUGAACAACGCCUGGAACCCUUACAAUAACCCGUUGUAUGUGGAGACGUGCUUUGCUCGCGAUAAGGCUCUCCAGGACGGCGAGGAAAGCACCUAUUGGCUGGGCCCGAAAAAUUUCAUGCCCAUGACGGUUUCGCAGUACUACAACAUGAAGUGGAUGCAGGUUCUCACCACGACAGAUGUGGAGAAGGUGAGUCGGUCGAAAAUCAUGGAGCAGUACUCCGAGCACCACGAAAAACUGAGACUUUCGCUGGAAAAGACAGGAACGCUUGGUGCGCGGGUCCAGGAGAUCUCGAGCCGUCCAGCGCCAGCACGCGCCGUGCGCAAAGAGGAGGUGAGCUCGAUCAUGGGCGUGUUCCACACGGACGAAGACCUAAGUGACCCUGCUGUUGUGGAAAAAUACUGGUUUGAUAACCACCCGUGGAUCAAGCUGCAGGUUCUUACUAACACAAUGUAUCUUGCAUCCAACAUUCCACGUGUUGCGCACAUUGAGGAGCAGGAACAACAAGAACAACAACAAGAACAACAAGAAUUACAAGAACAAGUCACGACUGAUGAAUAA